This is a messenger RNA of Lactuca sativa (garden lettuce), 816 nucleotides long. NCBI's taxonomy places the organism in Eukaryota, Viridiplantae, Streptophyta, Magnoliopsida, Asterales, Asteraceae. The record is from RefSeq and is a predicted model, not a curated record.
AUGAUUCACAGACUUAUUAACCCAGUAUUGCAUGUGGCAUUCCCAAACCACCAAAUCUUAGGAUCUGCACAACUUACAGCUGUCCAGUUACUUUGGGUGAACUUGAUCAUAGACACAUUGGGUGCACUGGCACUGGCCACCGAACCACCAAACAAUGGUCUAAUGAUGCAACAACCUGUCAAAAGAACCGACAGUUUCAUCACCAAGAUGAUGUGGCGGAAUAUCACUGGCCAAAGUAUUUACCAAAUGGAUGUCCUAUUUGUUCUCAAUUUUAUUGGGAAACCAAUCUUAAAUCUACAAGGCCCAAAUUCAACCGCCAUUCUCAACACAUUUAUCUUCAACAACUUUGUCUUCUGUCAGGUGUUUAAUGAAAUAAACAGUUGUGACAUUGACAAGAUUAAUAUUUUCCGUGGGAUAUUUAGUAGAUGGAUUUUUGUGGGUGUGAUGAUAUCGACGAUUGUAUUUCAAGUAAUAAUAGUGGAGUUUCUUGGGACUUUUGUCUCUAGUCUUGCAAAAGCAAUUCGUGUGAUUGCAAAAUUGGAAGAGCCAAUUGGUCAAGUGUUAAAGAGAACAGAGCUGUCAGAUGGAUUCAUCUUAGAGAAAAUGUCAUCACCCUUGGGUGUUCUACUUAUUAUCUUUGAGUCACAACCUGAGGCACUAGUUCAGGUGGCUGGUGGUUUAGCUGGCGAGACACCUCACAUGAUAAGUGCAACUGUUAAAGGCAUAACUCCAUUGACUUAUGAGUUUACUUAUCUUGUAUCCACUGUUUUUAGUGUUCUUCCAUCCUAUUUCUUCUUCUUCAAAGAAAAAACAUAG